GACACUGUCUUCCCUAUCUCCAGACUUGUAGGAAGGAGGGGGCAGCUUGCCUUCAUUUCCUACUCUAGACUGAGGAGCUGCGAGAGCCAGAUCUGGCUGCCUCAGCCCUUUUCUUAGCCUUAAGGAGCCAAUUAGCCCUUUCAGCUCCUCGUGCCCACCUUACUACCUGAGCUGCUGACAUGCAGGCCUGGUGGCAGCCAGGAGGUCUGAGGAACAGAACCAUGCCCAGCUCCUCCUGCCUGGAAGUGUGGGUGGCACAGGAUUCCAGGGGUCCAGAAGUGACCUAGAUGGUGGUCAUGGCUGCCCAGCCAUGGAAAGAAAGCAGGGAAUGGAGCUACCCUUCUUUCUGCAUCAUCUCUAGGCAGCUUUUGUUUAUCUCUGGGCCUUCAGCCUCAACAGCAGCCCUAGAUGCUGUUCUUCCUGUCUCUGGGAAAUUCCCAGAUUUUCCCAGUCUUCUUGCUUCCUAUAGUUUCCAGUGCUCUUUCUGGUACAACUUGGUAUAAAUUAGCACAAUAUUCCAAAUGAGUAUGGGUGCAGGCAGAUCUCAGAGGCCCUCAAGGCUGCCAGGUGAGGACCACACCUGUUCCAGGCCUUGCCUCCUAGGUCUUUCUAGAAAACCUUUAGAUGAGCCACCCUCCACACACUCCUGCACUAGCCUUCCUGCUACCAGAUUGGCAAGUCCUGCAGAGUCACAACUAGACUCCGGAGUGGGGAAGGCAGGGAUGAUGCGGCCCUGGCCUCCAUUCCUGCCUUUGUAUUUCUGGGCUGUGGGACCCCCAACAGGUGACUUCCCUCAACCUGUUUACUCAGGUCUGAAACGGGAACAGUCACCUCUUCUAUGUGGAUUGGAGGUGAGCCUGGGUGAGGGAUAGUCCCCCAUUGAGGUCAGCCCCCUUCUGUUAGGGAAGCCGGUAAUGCUUAGCAGCCUUAACUGGUGCUCAGUGUGGGCACUGCCCUACUUCAGCCCCAGUUGCCAGGGAACCACUGGGUCCCUUGCUAACCUGGAUUUCUCUAUUGAUGUUGCCUUUGUUGCUGCCUGGUGCAGCCACUCCUGAGGAAGGCCUCUGUCCAGCUGUGUUUCCAGGCAACCCUUGCCUCUAGAGACUGCAGGAAAGGCCACAGGCUGCAGAACCUACCUUCUUACCUGCCCUACCCCAGGUGGGCCCUGGUCCCACCUCCCUCUCCCUACCUGCACUGGCUUGGCUGGCAGCCUAGCUCACCUGCCUGCCCAGAGGUGAAUCACUCACUGCUUUGCUUCCUCUGCUCAACUCUUCAGGGUGCCCUGAGGCCCUGGGAAAAGUGCAAGCUCAGCAUGACCUGGGCUCUGCUUGCCAACCUUCCCAGACUUCUCGCCUACCCCUGCCUUGCUAAUCACUGAUCAUAAACACAAAAGAGAAUCUUCCUGUGUGUCAUACUUGCUGGUCAGACGUGGGCUUCUUUAAAGUUUACACAUUGGGAAACUGAGGCAUGGUGAAGUAUAGUGCAUACUUAUUGAGGGCUUGCUUUGUGCCAGUCCUGUGCUGAGAACUGUGAAUUCUUAUCUCACCCUCCCAUGAGCCCUCUGCGCCAGCGUCACAGCCUCAGAGCCAGUGAAGAGCAGGGGACGGCAGGCUUGUGUUUAGUGAUGUCUGCCGGGUUUGCUCCUCUACCAGUAGUGUGUUCUCUCUGGCCUUCCUUCUCUGGCGUAGCUGGGCACUCUACUGAAGACAUCUCUUCUGCAUCUCAUGCCCAGUACUGCAAACACCCAGCAUAACACUGGGCAUAAAGGACAGCUUGUGGUCAAUGCCACUCCAGGGCCUGAUGAUGAAGCGGACCUUACUGUGCUGGCCUCUGUCAUGCCUCUUUGUGCUGCUGCCCUGGCCUCUGGCCACUCCAACAUCAAUAACUCCUUGGCUGUGUCCACCGGGCAAGGAGCCUGACCUGAACCCAGGGCAGGGUACUUUAUGCAGAACCUGCCCCCCAGGCACCUUCUCAGCCUCAUGGGACUCCCAUCCAUGCCAGCCUCAUUACCGCUGCAGCCUUCAGAGGAGGUUGGAGGUCCAGGCUGGCACAGCAACUCAAGAUGCCAUGUGUGGAGCCUGCCAGCCUGGGUGGUUUGGGCCACAGGGAGUUCCCCAUGUUCCGUGUCAGCCAUGCUCCAGGGCACCUCCGAGUACUGGUGGCUGUGAUGAGUCGGGGCAGCGGGCCCGGCGUGGCAUUGAAGUGGCAGCAGGCACCAGUAGCAAUGGGGAACCUCGGCAGCCUGGGAAUGGCACUCGGGCAGGCGGUCCUGAGGAGACAGCUGCCCAGUACGCAGUGAUUGCUAUCGUACCUGUCUUUUGUCUAAUGGGGCUUCUGGGCAUCCUGGUGUGCAACCUGCUCAAGCGGAAGGGCUACCACUGCACAGCCCACAAGGAAGUCGGGCCUAGCCCCGGAGGAGGAGGCAGCGGGAUCAAUCCUGCCUAUAGAACAGAGGAUGCCAAUGAGGACACCAUUGGAGUCCUGGUGCGCCUUAUUACAGAGAAGAAAGAGAAUGCAGCGGCCCUGGAGGAGCUGUUGAAAGAAUAUCACAGCAAACAGCUGGUACAGACAAGCCACAGGCCUGUACCCAGGCUGUUGACGGCCUCCCCCAGCAUGCCACACAUCUGUCCGCAUCGCCACCACCUCCACACUGUGCAAGGGUUGGCCUCACUCUCUGGCUCCUGCUGCUCCCGUUGUAGCCAGAAAAAGUGGCCAGAGGUGCUGCUGUCUCCUGAGGCAGCCGCCGCCACCACUCCUGCUCCUACCCUCCUGCCCAACCCAUCCAGGGCUCCCAAGGCUAGUGCCAAGGCAGGGCGGCAGGGCGAGAUCACCAUCUUGUCUGUGGGCAGGUUCCGUGUGGCUCGCAUUCCUGAGCAACGGACCAGUUCAUUGUUAUCUGAGGUGAAGACCAUCACGGAGGCUGGGUCUUCAGAGGGUGAUCUCCCUGAUUCCCCACAGCCUGGUCUUCCCCCUGAGCAGCGGGCACUGCUGGGAAGUGGUGGGAGCCAUACUAAGUGGUUGAAGCCCGCAGCAGAGAACAAGCCUGAGGAAAACCGCUAUGUGGUCCGGCUAAGUGAAAGCAACCUGGUCAUCUGAGGGGCUGUCUAGAAUUAGACAACUCUGCCCUUCCCUGGGAGGUUCUGAAGGCUUCCUGUAGGAGGGAGAGCUGCGGCUGGGACUAAGGACCAAGAUGCAAAGGCCUAGCAGACAAACAGCAAAGGCCAAGUCCUGGAGGUGGGACCGUCAGCCUCAUUGAGGAGGCAGCCUACAGCACAGCACGUGAACAGGAGAUCAAGAGCCCGCCCCAUCCCUGCGGCCCAGUUACUACCCUGCAGGGUGCCCCUACCCUGUGCCUGCCCUGAACACAUCAUAGGAGCCCUCUGUCCCCUGGGGGUCUUGUUUGGUGGAGGAGUGGUGUCUGUACUUGGCCCCCAGCUUGUGCCUUGGGAACCAGCCACUCUUGCUCAUGUCCUGGACCCUGAGUGUGCCUCCCUCUCUUCUGGCAGGCCCCACAAAGGGAAGGGGGAGCAAAGAGCCCUAGACUACUGGCAGAGUACCUGGGUCCCAACCCUGGGCUCAUCCCUAGGUUCUGACUGUGAAGUUGGGGGAGGAGAGCUCAGUUCCCAGGAUCUCUCUAGCUCUUUGUGGAUUCUGGGCUGAGUCCCGUUGGGGGGAGCUUGACUUUGCUAUCCUCCCAUUAGUAGCUUUAUCUAGCCUGUUUUUGCUGCUUCCCGGGCCUUGGCCUUCAAGGCUCCCGUGGGACUGUCUAUUAUGGUGAUACCUACAGAAGGGGCUUAAUGCAUGUGCCCACCCCUACCCUGCUAUUUUUAAUGAAACUGAAAAAUGACUUGACUUGGACAGGGCUCUCUGGUGCAGAGCCCCAGUCCACCCUGCUGCCCUCAAGCUCUGGAGCCAUGGGGAGAGGAGGCUGGUGGGCUAGAGAGUGCCUCUGGCCUAUGGUUUCCAUGCCCCUGUGGUACAGCAUCUGCCUGAGUUUUGUGGUAGGAGUGACUGCCAAUCCAGCCUGUCUUAGUCCCUGAUCUGGCUUAGUGCCUCGUUAUUUAUGUGGGGCCGUGCAGGCGCGGGGCCCACUGCCCAUCCCAUUUCUUAUUUAUUGAAACCUGCUGUUGCCCUGUCCCUACAUCUCUAGCCCUACACACUUGAGUAAUAAAAGGUGGAAAGUGGUGUCAUGAGGUGCUUCCUUUCCCUGUACCCUCUCUGGAAAACUGUUUGCUCAUCUCAUGCAUCCAGGGGCCUGGCCAGGCAUGCUACACACUGUCCUUUCCCUCAUCCACAUCUCCCUAUGAAACCAAGGAAACAAGCAGAGGUGGCUCCUUGCCUUAUUCUCACUGAGGUCCCCAGAGGCCAGGCUACCCAAUGGAAAUACAGGCUAAGCGAUAUGUGUGACUAAAAGUGUUAUAAUAAUUCCAAAAAGUUAAGGGGGGCGGGGAGUAAUUUAAUUUUACUCUUUUAAACCCAGUAUAUCCAGAAUAUUUUCACUGCAAUAUAAAAUCAUU
Acomys russatus (golden spiny mouse) is the source of this 4517-nucleotide messenger RNA. It is a transcript of the gene Relt, whose product is annotated as RELT TNF receptor. Gene Ontology annotation, biological process: amelogenesis; apoptotic process. The record is from RefSeq and is a predicted model, not a curated record. The transcript is spliced from 11 exons. Gene Ontology annotation, molecular function: protein binding. Bases 1783 to 3096 code for a protein of 437 amino acids. Lineage: Eukaryota; Metazoa; Chordata; Mammalia; Rodentia; Muridae.